AUGAAGAUAUCUUUUCAAACAUUUAUGGCGGGCCUUGUGCUCGGAAUUCCAGCUGUCUGGGCCGACUUCAAACCCUUCCGCUUCUGCCAGUUGGGCGAUAUCCAACUCGGUUUCGGCCUGGAUGGAUACAAGAAUGAUACCUAUCGGAUGCACCUGGCUGCUGAGCAGGUGAAAAAGGAGGGUUUCGACUUUUGUAUCGCUGUUGGGGAUUUAACGAAUGAUCGCACCCCUGAACAAGUCCAAAGCUUCCAAAGUGUCUAUCCCGAGUUCAAUGGGCGAGUGCAUCUCCUCCCCGGGAACCACGACAUCAGCAACGUCGCUACCCUCAAGCAGUUCUCCGUCGACUAUAACGUCAGCGACCACGGUGCCUUCAGCCACAACGGCUACCGCUUCAUCAUGCUCGACUCAAUCACACUGAUGAGCAACCUCACUGAGUUUGAACCCUACACUACCCAGGAGUGGUCCUGGUUUGAAGAACAGCUUGCCGAAGCCGCGAAGGAGAAGGCGGAGAUCAUCGUCGCCCACCACCACUUGCCCUUUGAGGUCAGCGAGGAUGAGCCCGACAAUUACUGGAGCUUCCCAAACCGAGUUCGUGGCCGGUAUCUUGAUCUGAUCCGCCAGUACGGUGUGCGCCAUAUUCUCGUCGGUCAUCGACAUGAGACAAAGAAUAUUUACCCGGCCGAUAAGGCGUUUACGAUUUAUGUCGUUGCCGGUACAGCACGAUUCUUUGACAAUAAUGGGUUUGGCAUUAAUUAUUUCAAUGUCACCUCGCUGGACUCGGCGAAGAAUGUAACGCAGGAGUAUGUUCGCCUGCAGGGCGUGACGCAUAUGAAGAGGUCGCUGGGUGAGCCGAGGGGGUGUCCUGAUAUUUUUGCCCACUGAGUAUAAGUGGCCGCCUAAGAAACACAGCGUGGAAGAUGGUGAUGAGAACUGACAUUUUUUAUGGCUAAAUAAAAGGGUUGCUUUGGAGACUGUCUUAUAGUAUAUAGGUACCAUAUCUUGGCAAACAUACCAUUUGCACGACCAUAACGUUAUUGUCUAUAAGGUGGUAUCUUAGGUACUAAACAGGGUGAUAUACCAUUCAAAGGAUUCAUCAUAUAUCAUGGAUGGAUAUAUAAAGAUACUCAUAUUAUAGAUGGUUCUUUCUGAUUAAUUAGUUAUUAAG
Aspergillus wentii DTO 134E9 is the source of this 1165-nucleotide messenger RNA. Its product is annotated as metallophosphoesterase family protein. The record is from RefSeq and is a predicted model, not a curated record. Gene Ontology annotation, molecular function: hydrolase activity. NCBI's taxonomy places the organism in Eukaryota, Fungi, Ascomycota, Eurotiomycetes, Eurotiales, Aspergillaceae. The transcript is spliced from 3 exons. The coding region runs from base 1 to 882 and encodes 293 amino acids.